This is a messenger RNA of Pectinophora gossypiella (pink bollworm), 1636 nucleotides long. Its product is annotated as ribonuclease H1-like. The transcript has 2 exons. Lineage: Eukaryota; Metazoa; Arthropoda; Insecta; Lepidoptera; Gelechiidae. Gene Ontology annotation, molecular function: magnesium ion binding; nucleic acid binding; RNA-DNA hybrid ribonuclease activity. Bases 92 to 1168 code for a protein of 358 amino acids. The record is from RefSeq and is a predicted model, not a curated record. Gene Ontology annotation, biological process: DNA replication, removal of RNA primer.
UUGUCUAAUUUGGCAACACUUGUCAAAGAAACGUCAAAAUGUCAAAAGGGUUUAGGUUGUUGCACUGUUGACGUCUCAUAAAAACUUUCAAAUGAUAUGGACAAUUUUAUUUAAAUUUCAACGAAUUUCCAUAAGUAGUAUAAGUCAAAAAUUGUUUCCUAAAGGUCUGAACACGAUUAAUAUGCCUUAUUACGCUGUAGCACGGGGGCGAUCAGUUGGAAUUUUUCAAACAUGGGGUGAAUGCGAGGCCCAAGUCAAAGGAUUUUCAGGAGCAAGGUAUAAAAAGUUUGAUAGCCCCCAAAGUGCUGAAGAGUUCAUAAACGCAGAAGGAGGAAGCGUUCGUCCUCCAGCCAAAAGUAAUAAGCAUCCGUAUCAGGCAUCUUAUUCAAACCCUAACCUAAAAAGAUCUUAUUCCACAACAUCAUAUGAUCGAGACGUAAGUACCUACAAACAAAAUAAUGAUAAGAAGAAACGCCUCAAACCGAAGCAGGAAUCUACUGAAAGUGAAGAUUUCUCAGAUGCGUCAGAUGACUUAGCUGAUAUAAUAAAUAAACAAAUGGAUGACAUUGAAAAAAGAGUAAACAACUUCAGUAAGGGGAUCGAUAAGAUAAUGAAGAAAAGUUCAGGGAGUGGUCCGGGUCGUAGGGCUAUAAUGAUAGAGCCACCACAGCCAAAAAAGCAUAGAUCAAAUAAUAAGGACUUUGAAGAGGAUGGUGAAGGAUAUGUUAAAGUAUACACUGAUGGUGCAUGCUCAGCCAAUGGACAAAAGGGCGCACGAGCUGGUCUUGGCGUGUUCUGGGGAGACCAGCAUCCUCUAAAUGUGAGUGAACCAGUCUCGGGCCGGGCUACUAACAAUUGUGGAGAGAUACAGGCAGCAACUUGUGCCAUCAAACAGGCUUUGGAGAAUGGAAUUUCUAAACUAGCAAUUUACACAGACUCACAGUUUCUCAUCAAUUCUGUGACCAAAUGGCUGCCAGGUUGGAAACGAAAAGGAUGGAAACUAGCAAGUGGAGAGCCAGUGAAGAAUGAGAAAGACUUUAAGGAGUUGGACAGUAUACAGCACAAGUUGCACAUAAAGUGGAUUUAUGUUGAAGCUCACAAAGGCAUCCAUGGGAAUGAGAUGGCUGACCAACUGGCACGAGCUGGUGCUGCUAUGUAUGAGCUUUGAAUAAUUGUUAUCUAUAAUCUUAAUUUGACAUAUUGUUGAUUGCAUUUUUUCUUAUAUACUUACCAUAUAAAUAAAUAAGCCGAAGAAUGUGUGUGUUUGACAGUCAAGUAGAGGUCAAUUACUUAUUUGAUAAUUUGAUUCAAUUUUGCUUGACUGACAAAUAGUUAAGCCCACAUCCACUACUUAAUUUUUUAUAUUGGUAAUGCGACCAAGGUGGUAAGUAAUUAAAUACUAUUGUCAAGGUGUAUAUGCACCUAAUGUUACAUUACUUAAGAAAAAAUUUUGGAAUGUUUUGAUGAGAGGUGGUGUUAUUAUUAGAUAAAUGAUUGUAAAAUUAAAAUAUUUAUUUUUAAAUUCCAUUCCUUUCUAUAAUAAACAGUACUUACCUAAAAGGAAAAAAGAAAUGCCUAAUCUAAUCAUAAAUAAAUAAAUAGGUCAAAACAGCCAAUAUAAUGAGGGAUUAUCUUU